AUGGAUUCAAUUAAUUCAUUCAUACAAUCGCCUACACGGUUAGGAAUACUUAUCGCGCUGUCUGGGAUAUUCCUCUACAAUGUAUAUAGAACACUGUACCAGAGGUUUCCAUGCCCACUCCCGCCAUCUCCCCCGGCGGACCCGAUCCUCGGACACUUCAGGAGAUUGCCCUUAGAGAAUGCUCACCUCAAGCACAUGGAAUACGCCAAGCAGUACAAUUCUGAUGUCGUAUACUUCAAUGUACUGGGGAAGCACAUGAUUGUCCUCAAUUCUCAGAAGGCUGCGAAUGAGCUAUUAGACAAGCGAGGUGCAAACUAUCAAGAUAGACCUCGAUUCGUCUUGUUUGAAGUCAUGGGAUGGGGCCUGACAUUGACAUUUCUCCCAUAUGGCCCUAGAUUUCGCUUGCAUCGUUCAGUGCUUCAAACGGGAUUCACCAAGACAGCUAUUACGAACUAUAGACCGAUCCAGUUAGAUGAAGCCAGACAAGCUGUGUCCAGAAUCCUUAAGCGCCCGGAAGAAUCGUUUUACUGGGAUUUUGCAUUGCGCCGAUUCGCUUCUGCGAUAGUCCUUCGUAUUGGGUUCGGUGUUACCGUUAAGUCAGACGACGACCCCUUUAUCACAAUCGCGAUAAACGCCAACGUGGCAACAGGGGGCGGAGGGAAUCCGGGAACGGCUCUCGUUGACUAUUUCCCGUUGUUCCGCUAUAUUCCUCAGUGGCUUAACUUCUCUCGGACCCUGCAACAUGCGCGAAGAUGGGGAUGGGCCAUUAAGAACCUGCAUGAUAUACCAUUUUCGGCGAUAAAGAAAGAAUUUGAUGAAGGGACGGCCAACCCGUCGUUUGCUUACUCGCUCCUUACGAAAUAUAGAGAAAAUGAGGAAGAAGGCAUUCCCAACCAACUUACGCUUGAGGAUAUCCAAGGUGCAUCCGGCGCUGUUUUCAUCGCGGGGUCUAACACGACCUUUGCUACGACAACUAUUGCUAUUUUGAAUUUGAUGAUGAAUCCUGAAGUCUUCGAGAAAGCUAGAGCUGAAGUUGACAGAGUUGUCGGUACCGACAGGCUGCCGACGUUCGAGGAUCGACCGAACUUGCGUUAUCUCGACUAUCUCGUCGAAGAAACCUCAAGGUGGAGAGCAUUAUCGCCUAUUGGAAUCCCCCAUAGGUCGUUAAAUGACGACAUCUAUAAUGGAAUGUUCAUUCCUAAAGGGACAUUGGUCUACUAUAAUACCUUCGCUAUGUCUAGAGACCCAAGCGUGUACAAGGAUCCCGAGAGAUUCAAUCCCGAUCGAUACACCCCUAAAGAAGAAGGAGGAGAUGGCGAGCCGCUAUUAGUUGGGCCGUUUGGCUUUGGUCGAAGAGUAUGUGUUGGACGCCAUCUAGCUCAAGCAUCCGUAUGGAUCAUGAUAGCUACUCUUGUGGCCACAACCAACAUAUCGAAACCUAUUGACCUAGAUGGUAAUCCCAUUGAACAGACCAUAAAAUUCAGCACGGGAUUAUCAAGUCAUCCCAAUAAGCUUGAUGUAGGUUUCAAACGUAGAUCCAAGAAAGCUCUAAAGCUCCUUAGCAAAGCUGUUAAGGACGCUCAGUGA
Molecule: messenger RNA, 1587 nt
Organism: Annulohypoxylon maeteangense
Lineage: Eukaryota; Fungi; Ascomycota; Sordariomycetes; Xylariales; Hypoxylaceae
Product: cytochrome P450
Exons: 8
Coding region: 1-1587 (528 amino acids)
Molecular function (GO): iron ion binding; monooxygenase activity; oxidoreductase activity, acting on paired donors, with incorporation or reduction of molecular oxygen
Source: RefSeq, a predicted model, not a curated record